Aphidius gifuensis is the source of this 2550-nucleotide messenger RNA. RefSeq names its product U3 small nucleolar RNA-associated protein 6 homolog. Gene Ontology annotation, molecular function: snoRNA binding; protein binding. The transcript is spliced from 6 exons. Gene Ontology annotation, cellular component: small-subunit processome; Pwp2p-containing subcomplex of 90S preribosome. NCBI's taxonomy places the organism in Eukaryota, Metazoa, Arthropoda, Insecta, Hymenoptera, Braconidae. The record is from RefSeq and is a predicted model, not a curated record. The coding region runs from base 187 to 2097 and encodes 636 amino acids. Gene Ontology annotation, biological process: maturation of SSU-rRNA from tricistronic rRNA transcript (SSU-rRNA, 5.8S rRNA, LSU-rRNA).
UCAUGUUGGUCAUCCUGAACAAUCCUGAAUCAGCACAGCCAAUAGAAAAAAAUUGAUCAAUUAAAAAAAAAAAAAAAAGGAAUUGGAUCAACACGUGAAAAAGAUUUACUGUCUCGUUGUGUAUAUUGUUUAUUAAUAAACAAUAAAAUACUUGUUUAUUAGGUGAUAGUAUAAAAAACAUAAACAAUGGCAGAAUUUGUUGAAAAACGUUGUGAGGAUAUGAUCCCACAAUUGGAGCAAAUGGAAAGGAUAAAAUUAUUUGAAAGAACUGAAAUUAAGGAUAUUGCAAAAAAACGUAAAGAAUUUGAAUAUAAAAUUCAACGACAUCAAAAAAAUAAAGAAGAUUUUUUGAGAUAUAUUCAGUAUGAAAUGGAUUUAUUAAAACUUGUUAAAGAACGUCGUAAGAAAUUACAAAUUAUUGCUAAAAAAAGUGAGAUUGAUUUUUCUAUUGCAAAUAAAAUUAAUUCAUUAUAUAAAUCAGCAGUAUUUAGAUUUCAAGAUGAUUUUAGAUUUUGGAUUGCUUACAUGACAUUUUGCAAACAAGUUAAAUUUAAAUCUUGCGUGAGUAGAAUGAUUGGUAAAAUGAUUCAGGCACAUCAAAAUAAUCCAAAAUGUUGGCACAUUGCAUCAAAAUGGGAAAUGGAAGAGAAUAAAAAUUUAGAUAAUGCUAAAAAAUAUAUUCUUGCUGGUUUACGUUCACAUCCAGAUUCUCAGCUACUCUAUACUGAUCUUUUUACAUUAGAAUUGGAACAAACAGAGAAAAAAACUAAUAAGCCAGCUAAAGCUAAAAAAGUUGAUGAAUCAACUAGUGAUAAAGUUGUUGAAUCAGUUGAUGCAAAAGUUGAUGAAUCAAUUGAUGAAAAAGCUGAUGAAUCAAUUGAUGAAAAAGUUGAAGAAUCAAUUGUUAAAGAGCCAAAAAUUGAAAAUGAUUUACCAGUUGAAAUAAAACGUGCUCAAAUAAUUUACAAAACAGCAUCAAAUAAUAUCAAUGAUGUAAAUUACAUUAUUGGACUUUUAAAUAUUGCUAAAAAUUAUAAAAAUACUGAAAAGUUACAAAAUCAAAUACUUGGUGAUUUAACUACUAAAUAUUCAAACAAAGCAGAGAUGUGGGAUUUCAUGGCAAGACGUGAACUUGAAGGUUUAUCAUACAAUCCAGAUGACGAAAAAAUGGAAGUUGAUAAUGACAUGGAAUCAUCAUCAGUAAGAGACAGAAUAAGUUCUUGCAAUGAAGUUUAUCAAACAGCUGUUAAACGUUUAAAAUCUGAACAAAUUUGGUCGUUAUAUAUAAAUUGUCUUCUUGAAAUUAACAAAGAUUUAACAGUACUACCAAAUUACAAACGUAAACUUUUAAAAAAUGCAUUAAUUCAAGCACAUCAAGCUAAAAAACUACAAGAAAAAUAUUACAUUAAUUGGUUUCACAUGUUGAAAAGUGAUAAACAUGAUGAAACAUCUAAUGAAAAAAUUUAUCAAGUGUUAAAAUAUGGAACUGAUGCUAUUCCAAGCUCAUUAACUCUUUGGCAAAUGAAAUUAAAACAUUUAAUGAAAAUAAAUAGUGACAGUGAAAUAAUAGAUAAUGAAUUUACAAUUGCUAUUAAAGCAUUGGGUGAUAAUUCAUUGCCAAUAUGGCAAAUGAAAUUACUUUAUUAUCAAGCAAAAUGUCCAGAUAAAGUUGAAGAUAUAUUCAAGACUGGAAUAAUGCAAGCUCCAGAAAUAUCAAAGUUAAUUAAAGUUCCAUAUAUUGAAUGGAUUAUUUUAACUAAUGGUAUUGAAGCUGCUAGAAAAAAGUAUCAAGAGUUAUCAUUACUUCCACCAUUGUGUUUAGAGUUACACAAAAAAAUGGCUGAUUUAGAAAUACUACAGCCAAAUGUAUGUAAAUUAAAUGCAAGAAAACCACAUGAAAUGGCAGCAUUGCAAUUUGGAAAAAGUCAUAUUGAAGUUUGGCUUGAUUAUAUUUUAUUUGAAAUGAAACAUGGUGAUCCAAUGAAAGUAUCAGACAUACAUAGAAGAGCUGUUAAAACAUUGGAGCCAGCUAAAACUGAUCAGUUUAUAACUCAGUACAGUUUACUAUUGGCUAAUUCAGAAAACAUCACAUUAUAAAUAUUAAAAAUUAAACAAAUGUUUGAUUAAAAAUUUGUUUAUUAUGUAAAUUUUUUUUUCAAAUGAUGUAUUUAUAUCAUCACAAUUGUGCAGAGUGAAUUAUUAUUUUUAUUGUUGAAUAUAAUCAGUGCUAGAUUGCUUGGUUUUUUUUUUUGUGCAAGUGGUAAUUAAUAAUCAAGUAGUGGUAUUUCUUUUUCAAGUUGAGUCAACACAAUGUUACGAUCAGUUUCGUUUUGUAGUUUUGAACGAUCACCACGUUUUAAAGUUGCACGAAUAUCAAGACAUUUAAUAUCAGUCAUCAUUGAGUGUUGUUUAUCAUCCAAAUUACCUUGGAUUUUUAUCAGCAAUGAUUCAAGACCAUUGUAAGUUGUUCUGUAAUUUAAAAAAUAAAAUAAUCAAUAAUUGUAAAACAAAAAAUGAAGAAGAAUGAAAUAAUAGGUUAAUUUAAAAAUA